Synchiropus splendidus (mandarinfish) is the source of this 5117-nucleotide messenger RNA. RefSeq names its product bromodomain and PHD finger containing, 3a (gene brpf3a). The transcript is spliced from 13 exons. Gene Ontology annotation, biological process: regulation of transcription by RNA polymerase II. NCBI's taxonomy places the organism in Eukaryota, Metazoa, Chordata, Actinopteri, Syngnathiformes, Callionymidae. Gene Ontology annotation, molecular function: protein binding. Gene Ontology annotation, cellular component: MOZ/MORF histone acetyltransferase complex. Bases 332 to 4048 code for a protein of 1238 amino acids. The record is from RefSeq and is a predicted model, not a curated record.
UUUUUCAAGCCAUCUUGACUGAAUAUUUAGCCUCAUCCAAGGUACAUUUAUUAGAUUUAUACUGGCUUCUGCUGCCUCAAAGUCUGGACUUGAACACCGUUAAAAAUGUUAAAAUCACAGCAGCGUGAGUGGGUCGAGUUCGGACUCCCGACCGGACUGGACGGAGCGAUAUGAGGCGCUGAAGAUGACGCUGUCUCUUGAAAUUACCGGCCAGCUAAGCUAACGGCUACGUGGUUGCUACCGACCACUAGCUGACAUAUUGCUCGGGUGUUUUCCCCGCUCGGCUCGGACUGUGGAGGACGGUUUUACGAGGGAGCUGAGGCACACUCCCAUGCAGGCAGGAAGGAGUUGGGAAUGUGACACAGUUACUCAAGGACCAGACAUGGGACGGGGCCGUGGCAGAGGGAGAGGACGGGGCAGGGGCUCCUCCGGCCAGUUCCGCCCCCCCUCUCCCUACAGGCUGCAGCUCUCCCCCUCCAGGGAGACCUUGACUUAUGCCCAGGCACAAAGAAUUGUGGAAGUGGACCUUGAAGGAAGGCUUCAUCGAAUAAACAUCACAGACCACCUGCCCGUCAUCACCGAGGACGAGAUGAUGGCUCAGGACAUUGCGGAGUGCAACAGCAACAAAGAGAACAGCGUGCAAACCCAAAGUAAAAACAAGUCCUACAAAAAGCCUCCAAACAGCAAAAUGAAGAAGAGUAAAAAUGCGUCUCAUCAGAAUGGCCAGUCGGACUCGCAGCACCAGACUGGAUCUGCUCACAACUUCCAGCACCAAAGCUGUCUUCCUGAAGCCACUUUCCGUUUGCUGGGAUCCGUUUCGCCUUCGGAGGCGCCUCCUCUUCCGACAAAAUACUAUCGUUUUAUUGAGAAGUCUGGUGAGGAACUGGACAAAGUGGCGGAGUACGACAUGGAUGAGGAAGACCUGGCCUGGCUGGAGAUGGUGAACCAGAAGAGAGUCUGUGAUGGACACGCUUCUGUGUCGCCGGAUACUUUUGAACUGCUGAUUGAUCGCCUGGAACGGGAGUCGAUCCUGGAGUCCCGGAGCCAGGCGCUGUCCCAAAGUGCUGUGGAUGAGGAUGCCUUCUGCUGCGUCUGCCUGGACGACGAAUGUCUGAACAGUAACGUCAUUCUGUUCUGCGACAUCUGCAACCUGGCCGUGCACCAGGAGUGCUAUGGUGUGCCAUACGUUCCCGAGGGCCAGUGGCUGUGCCGUUGCUGCCUCCAGUCACCCUCACGCCCUGUCGACUGUGUGCUCUGCCCCAACCGAGGAGGUGCCUUCAAACAGACAAGUGACGGGCGCUGGGCUCACGUCGUCUGUGCCAUCUGGAUUCCAGAGGUGUGCUUUGCCAACACCGUGUUCUUGGAGCCCGUGGAGGGCGUCAAGAACAUCCCCCCUGCUCGCUGGAAGCUCACCUGCUACCUGUGUAAGCAGAAAGGCCGGGGAGCAUCCAUUCAGUGCCACAAAGCCAACUGCUACCGGGCCUUUCACGUCACGUGCGCGCAGAAGGCUGGACUGUAUAUGAAGAUCGACCCGAUCAGGGAGACCGGUGUCAACGGUACAACCUUCUCUGUGAAGAAGACUGCUUUUUGUGAACAUCACUCCCCUGUGGGAUCUCGAAGGGAUGGGUCCAGUGACGAGUCCGUAGAGGGCAGGUUGGUUGGUGGGAGGGGGAACCGGGGAAUGAGGUCCUACACCCAAACCUCCCCGACGCCACCCAACAAGAAAGCUGCCAAAGGCCAGAAAAAGAAGUCCACAAAAGCCGGUGGCUCAUCUCGUCGCUCAGCUGUGCCUGUGCUGCUGGUGCCUCAGAUCCCCUCUCACAGGCUAAACAAGAUCUGCACAGGAGUGGAGGUCCAGCGGAAGAAUCAGUUCAUGCAGCGUCUUCACAACUACUGGCUACUGAAGCGACAGUCUCGGAAUGGGAUGCCGCUGAUACGGCGACUGCACUCGCACAUGCAGGCCCACAAAACUGCAGAGCAGAGUGAGCCAGAUGAGAAGCUGUGUGCGGCCAGGGAGGAGCUGCGGUACUGGCAGAAGCUGAGGCAGGACUUGGAACGAGCCCGGCUUUUGGUUGAACUUAUCCGGAAGAGGGAACGACUAAAGAGAGAACAGGUGAAAGCACAGCAGGCUGCUCUGGAACUGGAGCUUACCCCAGCACUGGUUCUUCUGCGAUCAACACUGGACCAGCUACAAGAAAAGGAUACUGCCAAGAUCUUCUGUCAACCUGUCAAUCUAUCUGAGGUCCCAGAUUACCUGGAGUUUGUGUCCCAGCCCAUGGACUUCUCCACCAUGCGAGCUAAGCUGGAAGGACAUGCCUACUGCUCCAUCUCAGACCUGGAGAAGGACUUCAACCUCAUGAUCUCCAACUGCCUCAAGUACAACUCCAAGGACACCCUGUUCCACCGCUCAGCCCUGCAGCUGCAGGAGGUGGGUGGAGCCAUCCUCCGCCACGCCCACAGGCAGUCUCAGACCAUCGGCUUGGACCCCGGCACCGGCAUGCACCUGUCGGAGUCCCCAAACAAACAUGGCUUCUACAACUGUUCGUGGGAUGAUGUCGACUCUCUUCUGGACCCCGAGAACAGACUCCACCUGACCACAGACGAGCAGCUGAAGGCUCUGCUGGACAAGAUGGACGUGGUUGCAUCCAUGCGUCCCAGCGGCGGCCGAACCAAACGCAUCCGGCUGCUGCGCAGGGAGAUCAACACUCUGAGGCAGAAGCUGAACCAGCAGCAACAGCAGAACGUCCAGUCGGUCAACGGAACUGAGGAGCAGGAGGAAGGUGGUGAAGAGGAGGAGAAGACGAAGGAGGAGGAGGAGCGGGUGGUGCGGGAAGAGGUCAAGGACAAGAAAAAGGGAAAAGCAAAAGUCAUGAAUCUGAAGGUGCCCGACUCCACGCCAGAUGACUCUCCCCCAGUGUUGGAACUCACCUGCCCAGUGUCCUCUCCCCUGCCUGGAGACGCCCCACUGGAACCGCCGGUGCUAGGCAUCGUAACGGGCGGACGGAGGUCACCGGGGAGAUCGUACAAGCGCCAGAGGUCGUCACGCAGCGGGAGCAAAAGCCAGGGAGAAGAGGAGGCUAAAGUUGGCGAGACCCCUUCCUCACAACCAGAGUCCAUCCAUGAGGUUACGCCCCUGGGAACACCACCAACACCACCCUUGACCGGAGUCGGCCGCCGCACCUCUGUUCUGUUCAAGAAGGCGAAGAACGGCGCUCGCAUCAGCAAAGUCAAAUCUCCCCCUCAGCAGAACGGAAAAGCGCCCGAAGAGAAAGCCACCGUGGUGGAGAACACCUCCGUCUGCCCGGAUUCCCCGUGUGCCAUGAACAAUUUGCCUCCGACACCAAACGCCUCCCCCACACCUCCCUCCCCGUCCUCACACCACCUGAGGUCCCGAGGGCAGAGUUCUGAGAGCGACGCGGACAAACUCCCAACACCACCCAGAGAAACAGACUUGACCAACGGGAAACACAUGUCUCCGGGGCAAGAUGAGGAUGAGGACCACGAUGAUGACCGGAAACUAGAUGACAGUGUCCCGCCUCCCAAGCGGAGCCGUGGAAAACCCGCUCUGGCAAAGGUUCCUGACAGUGAGACCGAAGACGCCUCCAGCUCUGGAACGUCCACGCUACUUUGUUUGGACAACCAGACGGAGCUCACGCCUCUGGACCUGGUUUGGGCAAAGUGCCGAGGGUAUCCGUCGUAUCCAGCCAUGAUCGUUGACCCAGAGAUGCCCCAGGAAGGGCUUCUUCACAACGGCAUCCCCAUCCCCGUCCCUCCUGUGGAGGUGCUUAAACUGGGCCAGUGGAGACAAAGUGAAGCCGGGGGAAAGCUCUUCCUGGUUCUCUUCUUCGACACCAAAAGGACUUGGCAGUGGCUCCCCAGAGACAAGCUGCUGCCCAUGGGCCUGGACGACACGGUGGACAAGCUGCGGCUGAUGGAGGGAAAGAAGCCCAGCGUCCGCAAGUCGGUCCACACCGCCUACGACCGAGCCAUGGUGCAUUUGAACCACGUCCGGCGCAAUCUCAACUUCACCCCAUCCAAUUUUAUAUGACUCGACCUUUCCUCAGCCAUUUGCCUGGUGACGCGAACAAUCGUUGGCGCUCUUACAGCUGAGAAUUUUAACUUGUUUUUAGAAUUUUUUUUUUUUAAUGGGAAGGAAAAGUACAAUGUUUGUCGUGACAUUUUACAUGUCCACUGUUGCUACGUGUCGAUAUGAAGUUUUGAUUUGAGUCCAAAGUUAGUCGCCAUGUAAAUAUGUAAUCGUUAUAAUGGCGUUUGUGGAUUUACAAAAAAAACAAACAUAUUUAUAGAUUGUAUUUGCCAUUUUAAUGUUACUGUGUGUGAAGUUAGAAAGUCCCGCCUAAAACUCACCUCAUCUCCGGCUGCGUUUUGUGGUGCAAACAAGUCACUCCCUCAGAUAUUCUGUUUUAUAAACAGGUCUUUUUAAACGGAUGAAAGCUUUACAGUGUGUUCAGAUUACUGGCUCGCCCAUGCCGCCGUGCAGCUGCCGUGUUUUCUAGGUGGGACUUUGUAGAGUCUUUAUUUUUCCAUAUUGUGAAACUGUUGAACACUAGCAGAAUCCGGUGCAGCUCAGACCUUUGUAUGAUUCUAAGCCACUAUGGUAACAACCACUCACUCACCGAUAAGAGUCGCAAUUCAAGCUGAGACAGCGCAAAAAGCACAAACUGUAUCUUGAAAUCCAUCAAUUUUAGUUGCCGACCACUGGAGUGGCAAGUGUGUGUGUGUGUGUGCUGGAGCGAGUGAGUUAUUUACAUGUAUGUAAACCAACUGUAGUCUGUGUGUGUGUGUGUGUGUAUAGUUCUGUAAAUAUGUACAUUGAUGUUUAUAUCUGCUUACAUGAAGUAAUUUAAGGAAUGCAAAAAUCAAAUUUAGAUUUUAAUUUAUAACUUGUGGCAGUUGAGAGUCAUUUAAAAAAAAGUAAACAGACAGAUUUACGUACGACGCUUUGUAACUGUUGCGAUCUUCACCAGCGUGUGAGAAGAGGUUGCGGACAAGUGUCAGCUGGUUUACGUCCCCUGCUGGUCACAGACAUGUACUGCAAGGUCUUAGGCCGAGCCGAAGACUCUCUCACGGAAUAAACGCUGUUUGAAGAAGUUUGG